Calypte anna (Anna's hummingbird) is the source of this 1337-nucleotide messenger RNA. RefSeq lists its product as uncharacterized. The record is from RefSeq and is a predicted model, not a curated record. Lineage: Eukaryota; Metazoa; Chordata; Aves; Apodiformes; Trochilidae. The transcript is spliced from 6 exons. The annotation marks the transcript as partial.
CCUGACUCUACCUCUACCUCUAUACCUACCUCGUCUCCUGACUCUACCUCUACAGAUACCUCGACUCCUGACUCUACCUCCUCUACCUCUACUUCUACCUCGUCUUCUGACUCUACCUCUUCCUAUACAUGUACAUCGUCUUCUGACUCUACCUCGUCUCCUGGCUCUACCUUGUCUCCUGACUCUACCUGUACCUCUACAUCUACCUCAUCUCCUUGCUAUACCUUGUUUCCUGACUCUACCUGUACCUCUACAUCUACCUCGUCUCCUGACUCUACCUUAUCUCCUGGCUCUACCUCUACAUCUACCUCAUCUCCUGACUCUACCUCGUCUCCUGACUCUACCCCUGACUCUACCUCGUCUCCUGGCUCUACCUUGUCUCCUGACUCUACCUCUACCUCUACAUCUACCUCGUCUCCUGGCUCUACCUCGUCUCCUGACUCUACCUCGUCUCCUGACUCUACCUCGCCUACAUCUACCUCGUCUCCUGACUCUACCUUAUCUCCUGGCUCUACCUCUACAUCUACCUUGUCUUCUGACUCAACCUCUUCCUCUACAUCUACAUCGUCUUCUGACUCUACCUCGUCUCCUGACUCUUCGUCUCCCUGUAAAUCUACCUCGUCUCCUGACUCUACCUUGUCUCCUGACUCUACCUCAUCUCUUGACUUUACCUCUACACCUACAUCUACCUCGUCUCCUGACUCUACCUUAUCUCCUGGCUCUACCUCUACAUCUACCUCGUCUUCUGACUCAACCUCUUCCUCUACAUCUACAUCGUCUUCUGACUCUACCUCGUCUCCUGACUCUUCGUCUCCCUACUUGUCUCUUGACUCUUCCUCGUCUACUGACUCUACCUCGUCUCCUGUCUCUACCUCGACCUCUACAUCUACCUCAUCUCCUGAGUCUACCUCUACAUCUACCUCGUCUCCGGACUCUACCUCGUCUCCGGAUUCUACCUCGUCUACUGACUCUACUUCGUCUCCUGACUCCACCUCCUCUCCAGACUCUUCUUCCUCUCCUGACUCUACUUCGUCUCCUAACUCUACCACUAGCUCUUCAUCCACCUCGUCUCCUGACUCUACCUCUACCUUUACAGAUACCUCGUCUCCUGACUCUACGUUGUCUGCUGACUCUACGUCGUCUCCUGGCUCUACCUCGUCUCCUGACUCUACCUAUACCUUUACAUCUACCUCGUCUCCUGACUCUUCCUCGUCUCUUGACUCUACCUCGUCUCCUGACUCUACCUCGUCUCCUGACUUAACAUCGUCUCCUGAAUCCACCUCUACCUCUACAUCUACCUCGUCUCCUGACUCUUCCUCGUCUCUUCACUCUACCUC